AUGAUGCAACAUACAGCCUCUGAGAAUAUCGACCAGGAUUUGCAAAAAACUACGGUUGGCAAACCACUCAAGACAGGCCGGCUAGAACCCCAUCUAUCGGCAUCUCCCGAGGAAGGGGGUGUACAGAGCCUCGCUCAGGUUAUCAAAGCACAGUCGACAUGCGAGAUGUUAUCGUCUCUACCUGAGUCUCAGGACCAAGCCCACCUCAACCCGAACAGCUCCAAAUUCCGUGCCAAAGACUGGGCGAGGGAAUUUUACAAUCUUAGAUUCCAAGGAGGAGAUAAGCCUCUGAAGGCAGGGAUCGCUUUUAGGAAUCUUAAUGUGUGUGGCUACGGGACACCUACGGAUUACCAAAUGAGUGUUGGAAACGCAGCGUUGAAGAUGGUUGGGAUGGCAGCGGAGCUGUUCGGCAUAAGACGGAAGCAGCGAGUCGACAUUCUACGCGACAUCGAUGGACUAUUGUUACCUGGUGAACAACUCUGUGUAUUGGGCCCUCCUGGAUCAGGAUGCUCUACGCUCUUGAAGACCAUUGCCGGCGAUAUCUUGGGGCUCGAAGUGCAACCAGGAUCCUACAUCAACUAUCAAGGUAUCACUCCAAAGCAGAUGAGCAGCGCCUUCCGCGGGGAAGCCAUCUACACCGCUGAAGUGGACUGCCAUUUUCCAUCACUCUCCGUGGGGGACACACUCUACUUCGCAGCACUCGCCCGAGUUCCUCGCAAGAUCCCUGGUAGACUCAGUCGCGAGCUUUAUGCUACCCACCUACGCGAUGUCACCAUGGCUAUGUUUGGAAUCGGCCAUACGAAAAAUACUCGAGUGGGAAACGAUUUUGUACGUGGUGUUAGCGGAGGUGAAAGGAAGCGAGUGACGAUCGCCGAGGCGGCUCUGAGCUAUGCACCAUUACAGUGCUGGGACAAUAGUACACGAGGUCUGGAUAGUGCCAACGCGAUCGAAUUUUGCAAGACACUGCGGAUGCAGAGUGAUGUGUUCGGUAUAGCGUCCUGCGUGGCGAUUUACCAGUCGCCCCAGGCAGCUUAUGAAGUUUUUGACAAAGUGACGGUACUAUACGAAGGGAGACAAAUCUACUUCGGAAGAGCAUGCGAUGCAAAAACCUACUUUGAAAACCUUGGGUUCGAGUGUCCAGAAUCUCAGACUACUCCCGAUUUCCUUACUUCGAUGACAAGUGCCACAGAGCGGGUGAUUAGACCGGGUUUUACUAGCCUCGCGCCACGAACAGCAGACGAGUUUGCCCAGAGAUGGAAGGACAGUUCUGAGCGCAAACAGCUCCUGAACCAAAUUCAGCAAUAUAGCCAGGAACAUCCCUUUGGGGGAGCCGACCUUCAACAAUUUUCAGACGCUAGAAAAUCAGACAAGUCCACCAAGCAGCGUGGAGGCUCGCCUUAUACAUUAUCAUACUGGUCACAGAUUCAGUUGUGCAUGAUGAGGGAAAUAACGCGAAUCAAAAAUGAACUUGGCGUCCCAAUCUAUAUGCUGGUAAACAACAUAGUCAUGUUCUUGGUGAUUGGAAGCUUGUUUUAUAACCUUUCUCCAUCCACCUCGUCCUUUUUUGGGCGUGGAGCUACAAUGUUUAUGGUUGUCAUCCUCAAUGCCUUGGGAACUAUGCUCGAGAUCAUUAGCCUCUACGGAAAACGCCAGAUCAUAGAGAAGCAUAAACGCUAUGCACUCUAUCAUCCUAGUGCUGAUUCUAUUGCGUCAAUGAUCAUGGAUCUACCGUAUAAAAUUGUGGGUGCCAUUGUGCUAAACAUUGUGCUUUAUUUCAUGACAAAUCUUCGCCGCGAGCCCGGUGCCUUCUUCUUUUUCCUCCUCAUCGUUUUUACAGCACAGUUAACAAUGUCAAUGUUUUUCCGGCUCCUUGCAUCAUUGACAAAGACUCUUGAGCAAGCAAUGACUCCAACAACGGUCGUCAAUCUUGGACUCGUUAUGUACGCUGGGUUUGCAAUUCCUAGCUCAUAUAUGCUUGGCUGGUCACACUGGAUCCGGUAUAUUAACCCUGUGUACUAUGCAUUUGAAGCCCUUAUGGUCAAUGAAUUUCAUGGCCGAGACUUUGCAUGCUCGAGUUUCGUACCAUCAGGACCUGGCUAUGACGCGGUGUCCGCGGAGCAGCGCGUUUGCUCGAUAAUGGGCUCGGUACCGGGCUCCAGCACCGUUAACGGUGACGCCUUUAUAACUCAGUCCUACGGAUACUCUUAUAGCUUCCGCUGGGCGGAUUUCGGCAUCCUGGUUGGCUUUUGCGUUUUCCUCUGCCUCUGCCACUUGAUGGCGUCGGAGCUUGUUGCCGCUCAGAGAUCUAAGGGCGAAAUACUUGUCUUUCGUCGUGGCAAGAUACACCAAAAAAGGGUCAAGCAGCAGCAAGUUGAUGAUGAGCAGCCAUAUGCAGGAGUUUCCUCCAGCGAGAUGACAAGUUCCAUUCUUUCUCCCCAGGGUGUGGAGCAGCAGGAUUCUAUUUUUCAUUGGGAGAAUGUUUGCUACGAUAUUACAGUCCAAGGAGAAAAUCGAAGACUGCUAGAUCACGUUGAUGGAUGGGUCAAGCCAGGCACUUUGACGGCUCUAAUGGGUGUUUCUGGUGCUGGGAAAACAACACUUUUGGACGUUCUCGCUAACCGCACCACGAUGGGUGUCAUCACGGGGAGUAUGCUCGUGGACGGUCAUCCUCGAGAUAACUCAUUCCAGCGCAAAACUGGAUAUGUGAAGCAGCAAGAUCUUCAUCUGCAGACCUCCACCGUUCGCGAAGCCCUCGAGUUUAGUGCUUUGCUCCGACAGCCAAAGCAUUUCACAAGGCAGCAGAAAUUGGACUACGUCGAGACGGUCAUCAGGCUCUUGUGCAUGGAAGAAUAUGCAGAUGCAAUUGUCGGAGUCGCCGGAUCAGGACUAAACGUCGAACAGAGAAAGCGUCUCACAAUCGGAGUGGAGCUUGUCGCACGCCCCAAGUUGUUAAUCUUCUUGGACGAACCCACUUCCGGUCUUGACAGCCAGACGUCUUGGUCUAUCUGCAACCUCAUGGAAACAUUGACGAAUAAUGGGCAAGCAAUUCUGUGCACAAUCCACCAACCGUCAGCAAUUCUUUUUCAGCGUUUCGACCGACUCCUGCUCCUCGCUCCAGGUGGUAAGACAGUCUACUUUGGAGAAAUUGGUAAACACUCUCACAUGUUGAUGGACUAUUUGGUUCGAAAUGGCGGUCCUGCCUGUCCCGCAGGAACUAAUCCUGCCGAGCACAUGUUGACCGUGACCGGUGCUGCACCUGGGUCUCAAACGGAAAUUGAUUGGCCGAACGUCUGGCGCAACAGUCCGGAAUACCAAGCAGUUCGCGACCAUCUUACGAAGCUCAAACAACCGGUUGAAAAACCAUUCACGGCACCCCCCACAAGUGACCGCUCUAACGACACCGAGUUUGCUGCCCCGUUCACGACCCAGUUUUUUAUUGUCUCGAAGCGUGUGUUCCAGCACCUCUGGCGUAGUCCAUCCUACAUUUAUUCAAAGAUGUUUCUUUGUCUAGCCAGUGCAUUGUUCAUCGGAUUCUCCUUCUUUAAUGGUGCAAAUACUCAACAGGGGUUGCAAGACCAGAUGCUUGGGGUGUUUAUGUUUAUCAUCAUCUUUGUCCAGCUUGUCAUGCAGAUUAUUCCAGCCUAUGUGAGCCAGCGGACGUUGUAUGAAUCGCGGGAAUGUCAGUCCAAAACGUACGCUUGGCAGAUUUUCCUUCUCUCGAGCAUCCUCUCCGAACUUAUGUGGAAUUCGUUGAUGGCCGUAUUGUGCUUUGUUGCUUGGUACUACCCCAUGGGUGUUUGGCGAAACGCAUUGUAUACGAAUGCGCUCCACUCCCGGAGUGCUCUUGUCAUUCUUACUCUCUGGGCUGGUUUCCUCUGGAGCAGCUCCCUGGGCCAUCUCGUCAUAUCAGGAUUUGACUUCGCGGAAAUGGCAUCGGGUCUCUGCAACUUCCUGAUGCUCAUGUGCAUGUACUUCUGCGGAAUUAUCGCCAGACCAGACUCUUUCCCCAGGUUCUGGAUAUUCAUGUACCGCGUGAGCCCCAUGACCUAUCUCGCCUCCGCGUUCCUAUCUGCCACCCUCUCGGACGCCCCGAUGCACUGCAGCGAAACCGAAGUCCUGUCAUUUAUGAGCCCGAAGAAUCAGUCUUGUGAGGAUUACAUGGCCCCCUACAUCGCAAGCAGCGGCGGCGUCCUUCUGAAUCCGAACACCAAUGAGAAUGGUGGGGAGACAUGCCGUUAUUGCCCGGUGGACAACACCAAUCAAUUUCUCAGCAGCAUGGGUAUUGAUCCAUCUACCCGUUGGAGGGAUUUUGGCCUAUUAUGGGUUUUCUUUGCAUUCAAUAUCUGCGCAACCAUCCUCUCAUACUGGUUUUUCCGCGUGCCUAAGAAAGGAAAGCACUAA
Messenger RNA from Aspergillus tanneri, 4401 nucleotides. RefSeq lists its product as uncharacterized. Bases 1 to 4401 code for a protein of 1466 amino acids. The transcript is spliced from 6 exons. Gene Ontology annotation, biological process: transmembrane transport. Lineage: Eukaryota; Fungi; Ascomycota; Eurotiomycetes; Eurotiales; Aspergillaceae. Gene Ontology annotation, cellular component: membrane. The record is from RefSeq and is a predicted model, not a curated record. Gene Ontology annotation, molecular function: ABC-type transporter activity; ATP hydrolysis activity; ATP binding.